Molecule: messenger RNA, 1725 nt
Organism: Hypoxylon trugodes
Lineage: Eukaryota; Fungi; Ascomycota; Sordariomycetes; Xylariales; Hypoxylaceae
Exons: 1
Coding region: 152-1390 (412 amino acids)
Biological process (GO): positive regulation of mitochondrial translation
Source: RefSeq, a predicted model, not a curated record
UCUGAUUGGAAUAUUUGACAAUUCAUAAAAAAUCAUCAUUAUUUGCCAUGAACUUACACCACGCACCCUCUAUACCCUAUAACGACCAAAUACAACGAAUCAAUGACUGGAUAAUUAACUUACCACAUUCCAUGGCUGAACUCACUUCACCAUGCGAUCCUCACUGCAAAAAAUAGCAGCUCCCACACUACGAGGACUGCAUACCCUCACAUCCGCCCCAAGACCUCAACGAUGUUUUCACCAAACCACCUUCGCCUCUCUCCCACGAAAGCGCACCUUCUUUACCUCUAACCAAUUGCUAUCAUACGCCGACAAGAAGAACGACGGGUCACAAUCCACAGAAAAUGGUACCGACCAAGCAGAAGGACAGCCGAAAAAGAAUGCAUCGGCUACCUCCAAGCGCAAGCCCAUCCGAGCUUCAGCAGCUAAGACCUUACGCUUAGGGCUUACGACUAAACCUCCCCCGAGAGCUGGUACAACAAGAAGAGAUGGUGCUGGUGUAGAGACGGAUUAUCGCCGAACGAUCACUUCAAUAUGUGUGGCUCAAUCCUUCGAUAUGGAAGCUGUGCAAGAAAUACUGCGUUUCCACGCUUUUGAGCUUGACCCUGAUGGGACCGAAUUUGAUGCUACAGGUGUCGUACAUGCUCGGGGUAUAAAUAAUGGCGAUAUCUUCGUGUUCCCCUCUGGGACCGUGGUAGCUUGGUCCGUGCCCACAGACGCACUCAUGACCUUAGCUACCAAGCAAUUGAUCCGAGCCGCUGAGCUCCCUCACGUCACUCGCGUUGAGAUGGAAGAGCUCGAGUUCGAACCGGAUGAGUCCCGCGAUACCAGCUAUAUGAAGGGGGAGGUGGUAAUAUUAGGGACGCGCGCCCAAGAAUUAGAGAACGAUAGGUUGGAUACCACUCUUGCCAAAAUCGCCUUCUCAAGUGGCUUAGCCAGAAGUCCCAAGCUAGCAGUAUUGGAAAAUCAGGCUAUCGAUUAUUUUGAGAGCUCCAAGAAUAGUUUGGAUUUCUUAGAAGGAGGUCAGGAGCAUAAGCUGAAGCGCAGCGCUGUCCUCAAGAUGACAGGCCAGCUCUUGAGUCUGAGAUCACAAUUAAAUCACUACUCCGAUAUAACGGAUCAGCUCCCCGAUAUGUUCUGGGAUUCAGAGUCCAAUCUCGAGAACUAUUACAAUCAGAUCAGCACAGUGUUAGAUAUAAGACAACGGGUUGGAAUACUCAACAGGAAGAUCGACUACGGGUUUGAGAAUGUCAGCGUGUUGAGAGAGAUGGUCAGUGAGAAGUAUGGUCACCGAUUAGAGUGGAUCAUCAUAUUCCUCAUCACAAUCGAAGUGAUGUUUGAAUUGAGAAGGGUGUAUCACGAAAGCAUAAGUGAAGCAAAGGAGGCCUAAGGUCGAAGAUCUUGCAAUUCUCUUCUCAACGCUUAAGUUAUAUAAGUAUAUAAGAAAUCCACUCAAUAUUCUACCCUUGAGUCCUUACACACUCGCUUUAUAUUGCCCUGUCCCAUAUUUAUUGAAGUUUUCAGGUGCUCCGCUUAUGUCACUCCUAGCCGAUCAUCGUACGACUCGUCGUCGCCACCAUGUUGCCGCCUCCAUACCCACGCUGCCUCGCCGUCUUUAGGAAACAGAACCUCGCCGCCGAUGCUAGUGAACUCCUUCACAUCUCCGCAUUUUAUUCCAUUCAUUGAACAUUACGCGCUUAACCAUUAUGACUUGUAUUUAUUAAA